Didymodactylos carnosus is the source of this 3023-nucleotide messenger RNA. Lineage: Eukaryota; Metazoa; Rotifera; Eurotatoria; Philodinida; Philodinidae. The record is from the annotation of a GenBank genome assembly.
CGUAAUAUUUGUAUGACAUAUUCUUACCUAUCUAAUGCCACUACUUAAACAGUGACUUUCUAAUGUUUUUAUCAAUGUCUCGAACAUACGUAAAAAUCACAUCGAUCUGAGAAAAAAGUGAAAAAGAACUUUUACGUGCAAAAAUAAUUGAUUACGUAGUAUAAGUCCCUAACAACAUUUAUGUAAAGUUUGUCAUCAUAAAGAUAUUGUUUAUAAGUGUCUAAAAUGUCGUUAGUAAUAGUAGAUUUGAUUCUCAUUAUUUUAGGUCUUCUUCUUUUGAUUAAUUUUGAAAUUUCAUUAUUUUAGCUAUACUGUUCAAUGUUUUCCACAGCAUUCUAUCAUAGAUAAGAUCGCUGUAUGUAUUACUAGAAAACUAAAUAUGUGAAACAAAAACCAAGUAUGUUACUCAUUAUGUAAGAUAAUAGUAUAUUCUUUUAUAUAAUACUUUUUAGCAAAACGUUCGUCGAUAUUUCUCAAUUAUAUUAAAUGUAACGAUUUAGUGUCAUUGUCAUCUUUUUUGAGAUCUGAUAUAUAACUUUAGAAAGGUUAUUCAUGUAUGUCAACGAGCGUAUUUUUAUGUUUGUCUCAUUUCAAAUGAACUAGCAAAUUUAUUAAAUAAUCGUCAGUUUUGAUUGAUGAUUAAAAAUUUAAGUCGAUUUUCGAAUUCACCGAGGAAUAUACAACUCAGAAUAAUGGAGCCAAUUUUUACACAAUUUGUUGAACAAUUAUUAAACGAAAUAAAUGAACUUAUUAACGGCUAGUAAUGGUUUUGUUUGUAAAAUUGUUUGUUAUUGUCUCGUAAUAAAUAUGAUGUUAUUAAAAAGAAAAAGAAGCUGAUCAGAAUCUAAACGAAUGCAGUUUAUUAAGAAAAAUAUCAUAAGAUGCGUUGAUUCGAAAACUUUUGACCGAUGAAGUAUCAGUUUUUAAUUGAUACCAUGACUGGGUAGUUAUUGGUACGUACUAUAAGUCAUGUGCUUCAGGGUUACGAACCUCAACACUAUUAAGUCGUUUAAUGGGUUCUGAUUUAUAAUACAGUUCCUCCGAUUAAUCUUCGUAAUUUUCAGAAAAAGCCUCAAGGUAGGAUAUUUUUUCAGUUUUUACAAGAAAUUAGCCUUCAAUAAUUUACAAAACAUGAGCCUCUAACAAAACUAAACUAUUAAAAUAAACGUUUUACAAUACAAAUUGAUGUUAUGAAUAAAGGAUGAUAGUAGUCCCGUAUAAGGGAAUAACGCCAUUUUUCAAUAUUUUUUCUCAGAUCGAUGUGAUUUUUACGUAUGUUCGAGACAUUGAUAAAAACAUUAGAAAGUCACUGUUUAAGUAGUGGCAUUAGAUAGGUAAGAAUAUGUCAUACAAAUAUUACGAAAAUAAACAACAGUUUAUUGUUCAAGGAAAUUAUACAAUUUGUAUUUUACGGUAUAAAAUGAUGUCGAUAUGAUGUGAAUAAUAGUAAAAGAUUGAAAUUGUUUACGGUAUUGAGACCUUAACUAUUCGAAACUGCUGUAAAACUUCUGUAUUGGGUCACCUCUUUAAAAUGAUGACUUCUUCAUUCUGAACGCUUUUCCUAAAGUAAACAUUUCUGUAUUAUGACUACUUUAAAAAAUGUCUCACAAUGGAUAGGUUUUUUCUGUACAGAUAAAGGAAUUUUUAUUGAACAGAGUCACAUUGAACAGCAAGAUUUCGACUUGAGAGAUUUUAAGACUAAAAUAUAUCUAUCUUUUUCAUUCUUUUCUUCUGUUCUAUUUUACCAGACUUAUAACUAUAUAUAAUUCGUUCGUCUCGUUGGAUAUGUGGUGAGUGUGAGAGAUUCGUUUUAAUAGACUGUUUUGAAGAAACAAGUCUGUUUCAUUAGCAAUGGUCACCUUGUUUUUCCAUCACUCCAUUCUAUACUCUAGAGAAAACAUUUUGAAGAAAUAUUUAUCUAUAGGUGAGAGAAAGAACUGUAGGAAGCCUAUACCUUAGAAAUGUGUACAUUCUAUUUUUAGAUGGUUUUACAAGCCGUUUGGUUACUCAAACUUUUUAUCAUUAUUUCUUUUCAAAUUAAAUCUAUUAUAAGAUGGUUAUAUUUAAUAUAUUAUUAUUUUAAAUCAAAAAUUCCAUUUUUAAAAUUGUUGAUUUCUAAAACGAAACCAGUUAUUGAUAUUGAAUUAGACAAAGAUUGUUCAGUUUGUUUUGAACUCCGUUCACAUGAUUAUUAUAUGAAAACAUACGGCAAAGAAUGUAAACAUUUAAUUCGAACAGUGUGUGAUAUUUGUGUAUUUAAUCAUAUUGAAACAAAGAUUACAUCAGAUAUGGAAGUUCGAAUACCUUGCCCAGAAUAUAAUUGUCCGUAUAUAUAUGAUUUUAACGCUGUGAAGUCCAUUUUAUUAGAUAAAAGUGAAUUAUUUGAUCGAUAUGAUGCACUAUAUUUACAAUCUUGUUUACGAAAGAUGCCGGCAUUUGUAAGAUGUUCACAUGGAUGUGGUUCGGGACAAUUUCAUGAUAAAAACUUAACAAUAAUGAAACGACUAGUACUAAUAAUUGGAAAAUAUACUCCAGUUUGUUAUAUUAAACCGUGUCAAGAGAAGCAAAUUCCUCUUUUUAUGUCAAAUGACCUUUAUUGUGAAUCGAAUAUCGUUACUUGUCAUCAUUGUCAACAACAAACAUGUUUUUAUCAUCGUAUACCAUGGAUCGAUGAUUAUGAAUGUCAAAAAUAUACUUUUGAACUUUCGAAAAAUGAUCGAAUUAAGCAAUGUCCAAAAUGUUCGUGUUAUGUUGAAAAGACAAAGGGCUGUGAUAUUAUAAAAUGUCGAAUAUGUCGGCAUCGAUUUUGUUGGACAUGUUUUGCACAAGUCAAUUUAUUAGGUUAUGGUCAUAAACGAAAUUGUAAAAAUUUUCGAGUCUAUUCUUUUGUUCAUACAAUGUUUAGUAUUCAUUUAAUACUUUUUCUUAUAAUUGAUGUUUGUUUACCAUUUUAUCAACGCUAUAAUUUUAAAAUGGAUCAAACUGUUUAUGUUAAUCGUACCGCUUUUUGUAGAGCUUUAUAG